This is a messenger RNA of Glycine soja, 507 nucleotides long. RefSeq lists its product as uncharacterized. The coding region runs from base 91 to 363 and encodes 90 amino acids. The transcript has a single exon. Lineage: Eukaryota; Viridiplantae; Streptophyta; Magnoliopsida; Fabales; Fabaceae. The record is from RefSeq and is a predicted model, not a curated record.
UCCCUCUAUUAUUAUCAUUAUUCUUGCGGUCUUCAUCUCUCCAAUAUCUCUGCACACACAAAAACAGAGUUUAACUAGGAAUCAACCAAAAUGGACAAAGUUAACACCACCAACAACAGCAACAGCAACAGCAACAGCAACAGCAACAACAACUGUGGGUUCAUGUCGUGCGACAAACUGGACCGAGUGGCCAACUGGGUCGGCGCCAACGUUGCCUCUGCUUUCUUUGCAUCCUUGGAGCGGUGCUCUUGCAUCAACCUCAGCAUCAAAGACAACGAAGAUGACACCAACAACGAUGAUCGCCCUCUCUUCCUCUCUCACCCCACUACUCCUUUUUCCUCCAACUCCAACGUUCACUCUUGAUCCUAUGAUUCCUGUGUUCACUUGUUAAAAAAAAAUUACUCUUUUCUUUUUGUGUUUUGUGUAAUUCGUGGAUCCUGAAUUAACUUUCCUGUCAUGAAUAUAUGGGAAUUUGGUGACACAUGAUUACUUUGUUUGUUUAUUUUA